Molecule: messenger RNA, 2680 nt
Organism: Centruroides sculpturatus (bark scorpion)
Lineage: Eukaryota; Metazoa; Arthropoda; Arachnida; Scorpiones; Buthidae
Product: synaptotagmin-15-like
Exons: 11
Coding region: 348-2180 (610 amino acids)
Biological process (GO): cellular response to calcium ion; regulation of calcium ion-dependent exocytosis; calcium-ion regulated exocytosis
Molecular function (GO): calcium ion binding; phosphatidylserine binding; SNARE binding
Source: RefSeq, a predicted model, not a curated record
UUAAGGAGUUCGAAUAUUUAAUUUAAAAUUUCAUUAAUUAAAGGACUCGUUUUAAAAAUAUUUAGUUAGUUUUAAUUUUUGAAAGUUAACAACUUAAAUCUAUUAAUAAUGUUAAUUUAUUGUUCGAGAUCAAGAUAUCGAGAUAAUUUCUCUGCAUGAGGAAAAAUUCCUUAAGUCGUGUGGUUAAUUGAAAAACGAAGAAAAGGAAUAUGUAGGACAUUAUUCAAGAGAGAAAUCAGAAACUGAUUACUCCCUAAUUCAAUCCUUAAAAAGAUGUUUUCAAUAGAUCUAAUAAGUAAAAAAAGAAAUUUACUUAUUUCCUAAGGAUUUGCUGGAAUUCAUUCUUUAUGCAGUUGGAUGUAAACAUAGAAAGAAAAUAUAUCUGGAUUAUCAUAGGAGGAUGUUUGUCAGCAGCGAUUGGGAUUAUCCUUUUAAUAGUUCUUAUCUUAUAUUUGAGGAAACGUACUUUUAAAACACAGUCUAAUGAAUCUGACACGGAAGCAGAUUUGAAAAAGAAAAGAUUAUCUUCGGCUUACAGUUCAUCAGGUGAUGAUGCUGAUCAAUCCUUGUCUUAUCAGAUUUUAGCUAGAUCAUUCUCUACAGAGGCAGCCAUACCUUAUAAAAUGAAUUCCGAAUGUGUGCAGCCUUGUCAUCCUACAUUAACUCGUUGGCAUUCGUUCAAUUCUACAACCUAUCCUCCAACAUUUUUAGGAACUGUUCAGCCGGAUUUGUACAGAGAAUCUGACGAUGAAGAUACAACUAUACCAACUGGAAUGAAUGGCAGACUUUGGUUUAGUCUCUAUUAUAGAUCUGAUGCUCAAGAGUUAGAUGUAAAUCUAGUUAAAGCCAAGCAUUUGUCUGGCAGGGGUUUGAAUAACACUUCACGCGACCCUUAUGUGAGAAUUUAUUUAUUACCCGACGAAGAAAAUUAUUUACAAUCGAAAGUACGAAAAAGAACUUUAAGUCCAAAAUUUAACGAAAAAUUUACCUUUAAGGUGGAAGAAAGUGAUUUAUGUAAUCGAACGUUACGUUUUUCAAUCUAUGACGUAGAUAAAAGGAAAGUACGACACACUUUGGGUCACGUGAUGAUUCCAUUGGAUAAAGUUGAUUUGAGUAGCAACAUGCUAAUUUGGAGGGAUUUAGAGAGUUCUGCUUUACAGACACCGACAAUCAGGGGAGAAAUACAGAUAACUUUAUCGUGUAAUCCAAUAAAUGGUAGAAUAAAAACAACCGUAUGUAGAGUGAGAAAUAUUCAAGGAAUCGAUAGUGGAGAAGCAGGCAAGAAAAAUAUUAAAAUUAAUAAAACACACUCAUACACAAGUUUGUUUUUAGCAGAAGCAAAUAUUUUCUUUGUUAUUGCAAAGUCAUGUAGAAAUUCCUUUUUGUGUAAAAUUACUGAAACGAGAAAAUUUAUCUGUGUUAUAGGCAGGGGUUUGAAUAACACUUCACGCGACCCUUAUGUGAGAAUUUAUUUAUUACCCGACGAAGAAAAUUAUUUACAAUCGAAAGUACGAAAAAGAACUUUAAGUCCAAAAUUUAACGAAAAAUUUACCUUUAAGGUGGAAGAAAGUGAUUUAUGUAAUCGAACGUUACGUUUUUCAAUCUAUGACGUAGAUAAAAGGAAAGUACGACACACUUUGGGUCACGUGAUGAUUCCAUUGGAUAAAGUUGAUUUGAGUAGCAACAUGCUAAUUUGGAGGGAUUUAGAGAGUUCUGCUUUACAGACACCGACAAUCAGGGGAGAAAUACAGAUAACUUUAUCGUGUAAUCCAAUAAAUGGUAGAAUAAAAACAACCGUAUGUAGAGUGAGAAAUAUUCAAGGAAUCGAUAGUGGAGAAGCAGGUAUUUACACUCGAGUUUUGUUAUAUCACGGAAGGAAACAAGUGAAAAGUAAACGAACGUCUCUUCAGCAUUUUAAUCCAGCAGCGGGUGAUGUCAUCUUCGACGAAUCUUUCGCUUUCGCAGUAUCGGGACGUUUUUUCGAUUCUUGCAGCUUCGAAUUCGUAGUAGUGGUUGCAGGACAGAGUCCAUUAGUGAAAGACGAGAUUCUCGGUCACGUGGUCAUAGGCCCAUUCAUGUACGCAAGAGGAGAACAGUUACUACAUUGGCAGGAAAUGCUAACCAAUCAAAGAAGUCCAGUCACUAAGUGGCACGGAUUGGAAGCUAUUCUGGAGCCGUAAUUUAUAAUUGAUCGGUUAUUUAAAUAGAUAAAUAUACAUAUAUAUAUAACACGUGAUUUGUUUUCUGAUUCUAAAAAAAAUGAAGUUAUAUAAAAAAAGAAAAAGUUGUUAGUUCGUUCGAAAAAAAAAAAAAUUUUUCUCAAUAAAUAAUUGUACAAAUUUCUUAGAGGAAAAGUAAUAUAUAAUAUUAGAUGUUUAAUAAUGUUUCUACUAUCCAAUAUUUAAUUGAGAGUUGAAAAGAUAGAUUAGUUGUUUCAUAAAAUAUUACUGUAAUAACAUGUUCAAUUAUCUUUCUAUGUGAUUUAUCGGUGCUUGAACUGUGAUAAAUUUAUGAUAUUUAAAUAUGUACUUCUAUACAUUCUACAACUGAAAUUUUUUUUAGACUAUUCAAAACCCUGUACUUUAUUUUAAAAAAUAUGUAGUUAUGAUUUUUAACUGUGAUCCUUUCUAUUUAUAUAUACAUAAAUAUAAUGUAAAUCUGGUAUAUUGUACUUCUAUUU